This is a messenger RNA of Alternaria arborescens, 981 nucleotides long. RefSeq lists its product as hypothetical. Gene Ontology annotation, biological process: regulation of DNA-templated transcription. The coding region runs from base 1 to 981 and encodes 326 amino acids. The transcript is spliced from 4 exons. Gene Ontology annotation, molecular function: zinc ion binding; DNA-binding transcription factor activity, RNA polymerase II-specific. NCBI's taxonomy places the organism in Eukaryota, Fungi, Ascomycota, Dothideomycetes, Pleosporales, Pleosporaceae. The record is from RefSeq and is a predicted model, not a curated record.
AUGGAUGACCUCGAAGAUGAAUUGGAUCUUCGAUUUCACAAGGGCCUAAAUCCCGAUGUCUACUAUCGCUGUCCUACAUCUGAAUCACUUGAGGGAGCUCUGCGCAAUGAACUGGAUAAGAAUGCAGCCAGCUUCAUCCCCACAGACGUUGUCACAGAGUUCAUCUUUGCAACAGCCUCUACCAUCACCAUCCCCGUGACGCAGCAACUCAAUCUUGAUGCGCUUAUACAACCAGCCGAUCACCCUCAAAGCAUCGCCGCUGAAUAUGCGCUAUGUCGAGAUAUUGACGGUAAAGACAGGCCCAAGGUACAACGAGCAAUUGCAAGAUCUAUUAUCAAAGCUAUUCAGGACACUGAUGGCUUCAAGUACUCCGAGCGCUCUGCACAGAACAGAGAAGGCGGUGACGGUGCCAGAUUCAAAUAUGUUUGCCAAGACAGCUUCCAGAAUAGGGACCGUAAAAGCAACACGAAGAGAGGGAAGUCCUUUGAUAGCGAUGAUAGGGAGCCUGAGGUUAAGAAGCAGGGACCUGUUGUGUUGCCGACCUACGACUGUGGAGGCGCAAUACACAUCAAGUUUUCCCUCAAAAGAGACGCUGUCAAUGUGGUGUAUAAGCAUAAUCCUAUACACACUACGCGCGAGGCUGACAAUGGUAAAAAGGAUGAGACCGAGGCACAGAGCGAAUUCAGAGGCCCGGACCUUGACAUGUCAACAUCUCCAGAAGGUCCAAAUCCAUCUGCAAAGAGAAAGAGCAAGAAAGCUAGUGCUGUGGCCUCUUCCACAACAUCGCGAAAAACAUCUACCAAGAAGACUAAGGCUAGGUUACCGGCUUCACCCACCGGAUCGAGGAAAAAAGCGCCUGUCUUCGAAGAAUCUCCACCGCCGACACAUAUCCGUGGUAAAGCCUGCAUCCGCUGUCGCGAGAAGAAGAUCAAAUGUAACGAGUCCAAACCCACAUGCAACCAGUGCCGAAGGGGUCUAUGA